AUGAACCGCAUUCGCCGGCCAUGGACGAUCCAGAGACGGGAUACAGACGGAGUCCAGAUGAAUACCCUUGAUCACUCGGGCAAGGCCGUGGAGAGCGACGCUGGCUCCGCUGAGAAAAUGCCCGCAAAGGAUAAUGUCGAGCCCCUCGACGUUCAACAGGGCCACUUGCAGGAGAUCGAAGUUGACGUCGCACACGUCCUGCAGGACGAUGAGAUCAAGGAUGUGGACGACGAUACUUCGCCGUAUCCAGAGGUGCGGGCUGUCGUUCCAGAGACCGAUGAUCCCAGUAUUCCAGUCAACACUCUUCGAAUGUGGAUUCUUGGAACAAUAUGGGUGCUCAUCGGAGCUGGCGUCAACCAGUUUUUCUCGCUGCGGUAUCCAGCCGUGCAUAUUGUUUCAAUUGUGGCAGAGCUUCUGGCGUUUCCUAUGGGCGUCUUCCUUGCAUAUGUUUUGCCAAUCAUGGAGGUGAACAUGCCGUACUUCGGGAAAUGGCGAAUCAACCCAGACCGGCACUUCAACAUCAAGGAGCACGCGCUGAUCGUUAUCAUGAGUAACGUUACCAUCGGCUUCGCGGGAGGCGCUGACGCUGCGGGCGUCAUCCAAGCAGCCAUCAAAUUCUACGGGUUCAAGCUGCCAGCAGGCUUCAGCGUUCUGGUGGUGAUGUGCUGUCAGGUGCUCGGAUUCGGUGUUGCCGGCCUAUGCCAUCAAUGGCUGGUCGAACCAGCGAGCAUUAUCUGGCCUGGUGUGUUGGGAAAUUGUGCUUUGCUAAACAGCCUGCACAGUCGGGCUAAUGCGGUUGCCAACGGCUGGAAGAUUUCUCGUAUCAAGUUCUUCUUGAUCGUCAUGACGUGUGCUUUCGUCUGGUACUGGUUCCCCGGAUUGAUGUUCGUUGCGUUGAGUUAUUUCACAUGGAUAUGCUGGAUUGUCCCGAAAAAUGUGGUCGUCAACCAACUCUUUGGGAUGGAAACCGGCUUGGGUAUGUUUCCCCUGACGUUCGACUGGUCCCAGGUGGCAUACAACACCAACCCGCUCUUGUCCCCCUCUUGGGCUGCAAUCAAUGUGUUCCUCGGCUUCGUGUUCGCAUUUUGGGUGAUUGUUCCAGGCAUUUACUACACAAACACCUGGUACACUGCUUAUCUUCCAAUGAUGACGGCGGAUGUAUACGACAAUACCGGGGCCGACUAUAACGUCACUAACAUCCUAACAUCGUCCGGGACACUCGACCCAACAGCAUAUGCGGAGUACUCUCCACCAUAUCUGAGUGCCACAUUUGCUUUUGUUUACGGGCUUAGCUUUGCCUCAAUCAUGACAGUCCUCGUUCAUACUUAUCUAUGGCACGGCACCGAUAUCUACGAGACUUUUCGAGGCCGAGGAAAACUCGACAUCCAUGGGCGGUUAAUGAGAUCCUACAAGAAAGUGCCCUGGUGGUGGAAUGCCAUCAUACUUGUCAUCUUCACUGCGCUUUCCAUCGUCCUUGCGGAAGUGUACAACACAGAGCUGCCUGUGUAUGGUGUCUUCCUAGCCUUGGUCAUCCCAGCCAUAUACAUGGUACCGUGCGGUCUGGUUCAAGGAAUCACUAAUGUCAACGCAAACCAGUUGAACGUUCUUGCCGAAUUCAUAGGCGGGUAUAUGUUCGCUGGGAAGCCGCUCGCCAAUAUGGUUUUCAAAACCCUCUCCGAGGACGUCGUGGCUCAAGGCAUCUUCUUCGCCCAAGACCAGAAGCUCGGUCACUACUUCAAGAUUGCACCAAGAACAGUCUGGCUCGCACAGGGCUAUGCCUGUAUCCUUGGCUCCCUCACGCAGACGGGUGUGACUUUGUGGAUGCUUGGCAAUAUCGACGAUGUUUGCAGCUCUGAUCAGGCCAACGCAUUCACGUGUCCCAACGGCCGUACGAUUUUCUCUUCGUCGGUCAUCUGGGGUCUCGUAGGUCCAAAGCGUCUCUACAGCGUCGGCAGGAUUUACAGCGGCUUGUUGCACUUCUUCUGGAUCGGAGCGCUUGCGCCGAUCGUAACAUGGGCGGCGUGGAAGUACACCAAGAAAGACUGGCUUAGGAAGGUCAACUGGCCGCUGAUCUUCACCGGAACAUACAACGUACCACCAGCGACAGGAAUCAAUUACUCGUCCUGGGCGAUAGUCAAUCUCAUAUUCAAUCAUUUGAUCAAAGACAAGUUCUUCGCCUGGUGGGCUAAAUACAACUACAUUCUUGCCGCCGGGCUCGACGUCGGAACCGCCAUCUCCGGCAUCAUCAUCUUCUUCGCGGUCAGCUAUCCAGGCUACUCUUUCCCCGACUGGUGGGGCAAUACUGUAUAUGCGAACACUGCUGAUGGCAACGGGAGUGCGUGGAAAGCAAUACCGGAGAGUGGAUUCUUUGGGCCGCCGGUGGGGUCGUGGCAUUGA
This is a messenger RNA of Zasmidium cellare ATCC 36951, 2397 nucleotides long. RefSeq lists its product as uncharacterized. Gene Ontology annotation, biological process: transmembrane transport. The coding region runs from base 1 to 2397 and encodes 798 amino acids. Gene Ontology annotation, molecular function: oligopeptide transmembrane transporter activity. The transcript is spliced from 13 exons. NCBI's taxonomy places the organism in Eukaryota, Fungi, Ascomycota, Dothideomycetes, Mycosphaerellales, Mycosphaerellaceae. The record is from RefSeq and is a predicted model, not a curated record.